AUGCCCCUCUGGCAAAUCUACCAUCCGACUGGCACCUUCAAAGACACUGUCUCCAAACAAGCCCUAGCUGAGGAUAUCACAAAGAUGUACACGGGUAUUGGUCUUCCGUCAUUUUAUGUGGUGGCUCAAUUUAUCCAAAUGUCAGAGAGCGACGUUUGGGUCGGUGGGCAGCCAAAAAUAGCGAACCCAUUCAUUCGCGUGGUCAUCACCCAAAUCGCUGUGCGCUUGCCCGAUGAUGAUGUGGCGUACAAGAAGAAUACCACUAUGAUCGACAACGUCCUAAAGCCUCAUAUUGCCGACAAGGGAUACGAUUGGGAGUACCAUGUGGACGAGACCGAAAGAAGAUUGUGGAAGAUCAAUGGCAUGAUUCCUCCACUGUGGAAGAGUGAGGAGGAAAGGCUGUGGUGCACAGAAAACAAGCCAGUGCCCUAUGAAGGAGCCUACGCUCGAUUUUAA
Messenger RNA from Penicillium arizonense, 456 nucleotides. RefSeq names its product tautomerase family protein. Lineage: Eukaryota; Fungi; Ascomycota; Eurotiomycetes; Eurotiales; Aspergillaceae. The transcript has a single exon. The coding region runs from base 1 to 456 and encodes 151 amino acids. The record is from RefSeq and is a predicted model, not a curated record.